Messenger RNA from Halteromyces radiatus, 2717 nucleotides. RefSeq lists its product as uncharacterized. The coding region runs from base 80 to 2608 and encodes 842 amino acids. Gene Ontology annotation, cellular component: nucleus; HULC complex. The record is from RefSeq and is a predicted model, not a curated record. Gene Ontology annotation, molecular function: metal ion binding; ubiquitin protein ligase activity. Lineage: Eukaryota; Fungi; Mucoromycota; Mucoromycetes; Mucorales; Cunninghamellaceae. The transcript is spliced from 14 exons.
UUUUUUUUUAUUUUGGUUUUAUUUGUUCUCCUUAUUAUUAUUAUUAUUAUUCCUUCAUCUAUUUUAUCUAAUUAUAUUUAUGACAUCACUUCCUUCUGAUAAUCUUGGUAAACGACUAACCAUGGAUUCACCAGAGGAUAUUUCCUCAGGUCGACCUCCUAGAAAAAGAAUGGUUUCUUCCUCAAGGUCCUCUUCGCCUGACGAUGAUCAAGACGAAACUAUGGAUGCCUUCAAGGAACCUCUAGAUAUUUAUCGAAGAGACGCUAUAUCGAGACAAUGGAGAGAAUAUGUGCGAUCCAGUCGUCGAUUAUUAACUCAAGUGAACACGGCUGAAGAAAGGAAAACUGAAGGACAACAACAACUUUCUACAUGGCAAAGUCACUUUACACAGUUAAAAAAUGAUCUACAACGUCUAUUAGCUAAUUAUGCUUUGGAGCAAUCGAAACAACAAAAUCUCAAUUAUGAUACGGAAGUAUUACUAUCUGAUGAUUGGAUUGAUGAACGUACUGUGAACAUGAAUGAUACUAUCAAGAUGAACAAGAGAACGAUGAAUGUGAUGCCGGAUAUGAAGAACGUGGUCAAAUCAUGGUCUUCCAAACGGAUUCAUUUUAUAGAUGAUCUCAAUGUAGAACAAGUGAUGAACAAGGAUUUGAUGAAAGAUUAUAAGAAGACAUUAUCCACAUGGAUAGAAGGACAAAACUCUGUAGACGAAACAAAUCAUCAAUAUCGUAUAUCAAAACUUAAGUAUUUAUUGUUGACCGAAGAAUUACGGCUCCUCAAAUUACGACUCGGCAUAUCUGAAAAUGUUUUGCAUGGAACAAAGAUGGAAUUAUCGAACGUAGAAAACCGUUUAGCCAACAAAGAUUUAGUCAAACAUGAAACUGACCACCAACAGCAACUACCUUCUGAUCAAACUGGAGGAAAUGUGAUAUCAAAUGAACAGGGACAAAUGCGAACCAUCAUGGAACAUCAACAAGAUCCUAUUGUACGAGCGCAGAAAACAUUGGAUCAACAACUCCGUGAAAUCGAAAUGAUCAAAGAACAACGUAUUGAUAUGAAACAACAAAUAGUACAGCUAGAAUUAGAUUUAGUACAGAUUCCUGAAUCUCGAGUGUAUAAAUCAUCUAUCUGUCGACAACUACACCAAUCUCGCGAAUAUCAACGAGAUAAAUCCCAAUAUCUUACUGGACAUGUGGAUAAGCUUAUACAAGAUGUAGAAGAUAUGCGACGACAUCGAAGACGAUUGAUGGAGGAAAUGGAUCUAGAACAAUUAACACAAAUUCGAUCAUUGGAGGAAAAAUUGGCGAAAUUGGAAUAUGAACUCACCAGAAUUCGUGGUCAACGUGAUGAUUUACAAUGCAAGAUAGAAAUGGGUAAAGCAAAGAGUCAAGAUGGUAAGGCGGCUUCAGUAAAGGAAUGGCAAACUAUUGUAGAAACUCGGAAACAACGUGCCUUCUCUCUGGAAACAGAAGUAGCUCGAUGGAUACAGAAAAUAGCAGCUCUUACUGGAUCUCGUGAAUUCUAUCAGUAUGUGAUGGAUCUUCGGUCUCAUGUUUUGUCAAUUGAUUCGGUUCGGAAAGAGCAAAGUGAACUAGAAGGAAAAGUCUCAAGUCUGAAACAAAAAUUAUUAUCUCGUCCUGAUAUUUUGGAAUCAGAUCAUAAGCUUUUGGAAGAAGAAUUAACAUGUGUUGGUCAGAUCAAAUUACUGGAGGAUGAAUUGGAAACAUUCAAGUCUAUUUAUGGUUUUGAUCCCAUGGAAGCAACACAAGAUAGCGUUUUAGAAAUCUUGCAGGAUAAAAUUAUCAAAGAACAAGAAACACUUACACAGUAUCGUCAACGAGUGGAUGUUUUGCAAAGUACUGAAAACCAACUGUUGGAUGAAAUUGGAAACAUUGCCAAAGUGUAUAGUGAAUUUGAUGAACAAAACAUGGAAAAGAUCAAGAAACUAGCAAUAGCUGAAGAUGAAGUGAUCCAACUCCAAUGUGAACGAGUGAAAUAUAGUCAAACCUUCACUGCAUUGAAUAAAUCCAAGGAUGCUCUUACUAUGGUUGCCAAUGCAUUAACGAAACAAAUCGAAAAGCAAAUGACAUAUAUUAAGCAAUUGAAUGAACAGGAAAAGAAUCUAAGUAGUCAAAUUGCAAGUCUGGAACGUCAACUUGGUGCUGGAAAAUCUGCUUCUGAUAUUUACCAACAAAAGGUAGCUGAACUAAAAACUUCGGUAGAUGAUGCCAAGGAAAAGUUGAACUUUGCCAAAGACAAGGUGAUCGAGGUUGAAAAAUCGAUCAUGGAUAAGAUUCGAUCUAUUGAAGAAGGUGCUCAUUCAAGAUUACGGAUGGAAGAAAAUUGUGAACUUUUAUGGCGAAAAAUUGAAGCUACCACCAAAGUGGAAAAACCAGCAGAAAUGAAAUUACGAAAGGAAAAGGAAGAAUAUCGAUCUUUACUGAAUUGUAGUUCUUGUGGUACAAGACUGAAAUCCCAUGUACUUAUGAGAUGCAUGCAUACAUUCUGUAAAGAUUGUUUAGACAUUCGGAUUGAAACUCGACAACGACGAUGCCCUACUUGUAGUGAGCCCUUUGGAAUCAAUGACGUGAAACAAUUUUAUCUUUGAAUAAAUUCUGUAUUAUAUAUAAAUAUAUAUAUUUUUGUAUGGAAUAAUGACUUAUUGAUUGUUUGUUUUGCAUGAUGAAAUAAACAAAGAAAAAUAAAUAUUAUAUAUA